This is a messenger RNA of Endocarpon pusillum Z07020, 1062 nucleotides long. RefSeq lists its product as uncharacterized. NCBI's taxonomy places the organism in Eukaryota, Fungi, Ascomycota, Eurotiomycetes, Verrucariales, Verrucariaceae. The record is from RefSeq and is a predicted model, not a curated record. The coding region runs from base 1 to 1062 and encodes 353 amino acids. Gene Ontology annotation, molecular function: hydrolase activity. The transcript has 3 exons.
AUGGAAGUACUGAGGGCUCUCCGGCAUUGGUUUGCUCCCACUAUCGAUGCCUUCGUCGCCCCUGCUCUCCUUUUCACCUAUCGCUGGCGUCUUUUGACUCUCCAACCGAUUGUCCUUCUCACUUACUCCUUGAAAUGCCUGCCAUGGCUAUUCUCCAAUGCUUUCGACGUCAUCUUGAUCCCUACACGCCGGCUCAAUCAACCCCUUCGUGCCAUUGUAUUCCACCCUCCAUGCAGAACCAGUGAUGAGAGACCUCUUCGCCCGAUCCAUCUUGAUAUACACGGUGGUGCGUUUCUGGGCGGCCUUCCAGAAUUCGACGCUGAUUUCUGUCAACGCCUUUCGCGAGAGACGGGAGGGGUUGUCAUUUCCACGCAGUAUCGUUACUCUCCGCGCCAUAUCUUUCCGGCUGCUCAUGAGGAUAUCGAGGAUGUCUCGAAGUGGCUGGUGCAGCAUGCGGAGAAGCGAUGGGGGGCAGAUCCGAAGGUGUUGACCGUCAGUGGGUUCUCUGCAGGCGCAAAUCUGGCGUUGGCAGUGUCGCAAAUGGGUGGUGGCAUGUUCAAAUGGCCCAGUCAGACUGCGGUCAAAGGAUGCGUCACCUUCUGUGCACCGGUAGAUCUUCGCCUCAAGCCUGCUGAGAAGCCCAAACCAGCCAAUUAUCCCAAACAAGACCCUCUCUUCUUCCUUCAACCUCUAUUUGACUCCUAUGUGGCCCGCACUCGACCGGCGAGUAUUAACAAUCCUAUACUCAACCCAAUCCUAGCCCCAAUCUCCGAUCUUCCGCCGAAGAUUCUCCUCGUCACCCCCACGAUCGACAUUCUGUUAGAUGAGCAGCUGAAAUUUGCUGAGCGGCUCAAGGAAGACGUGCAAAGGGAAACAGAAGAUGGCGCCAAUGCAGUUCGAAGAGAGGUGCAGAUCAUGCUAUUUGAGGACUGUAUGCAUGCUUGGUUAGAAUUGCCCUCGUUCCUGAUUGAUGAGAAGACGAGGGAGAAGGCGUUCAAGACUGCGAUUGAGUUCAUCAAGGAUGUUCACAGAGAGCAUGGCUGGAACAAUCGCGGAGCAUGA